Molecule: messenger RNA, 2719 nt
Organism: Nymphaea colorata (pocket water lily)
Lineage: Eukaryota; Viridiplantae; Streptophyta; Magnoliopsida; Nymphaeales; Nymphaeaceae
Exons: 10
Coding region: 217-2622 (801 amino acids)
Source: RefSeq, a predicted model, not a curated record
UCAAAGGCGUUGGACGAUCGUACAAAGACUGGCGGCAACUGCGUCUGCAUGCUUACUACGCCCCUCUGUCUCCCUCUUUUUCUUUCAUUUUAGUGCUUCCUCUCUCCUUUUCUCUGUUUCCGGAUACUCCAGAAGCGGGACCAGACGAAGCAGCAGAAGUCUCUUUGCCGUCGUCGUCUCGUGACCGUCGCCUCCCUCUGUGUGUGUGAGUGAGAGAUGGGGUCGACGUUGCCAUGCGGGGAGGCGACUCCCAUGGAGGAAACAGUGCAGGCUCUGCUGGAUAUGCUGGUCUCUCCUCUCCUACCAAAGUUCUCCUCCAACCGUAAUCCUCCCGCCAAAUCACUGGAAGAGUCCAUUGGGAAGCAGAUGCAUGCGGUUGUGUUGCUGUACAAUUACUUCCACAGGAAACAGUUUCCAGAAGUUGAAUUUCUUGAUUAUCAAGCUUUCAUAAAGGUUGCUGUUAUUGCAAAAAAAAUGUUAUUGUCAUUCGUGAAUUGUGGCCAAGGAGGACAGAAAACAAUCACAGAGAAAAUGAUCAUGGAAGCUUUUGAUAUUUGUAAUGGAUUGAAUGCUCUGACCAGCCUUCCUCGUAAAGAUAGUUGGCCAGUCUCAAAAGUUUCAGUUCUUCUUGUUGACACAGCGAAACAGAACUUCUUGCUAGAGUUUGGUUCUGUUAUUCAUGGAGUUUGGUCAUUGAUAGAAAAAGAUAUUACUACUGCUGCUACACAUGCAUCAGGACAAAACGAUUUAGAGAAGCAAAUUACACCUGCCAAGAAGAUUUUUCGUGGCACAACACAGUCAAAGCAAGCUUCUAGCCCAGUAACUUUGGAUGAAGAGGCACUCCUGCAAGUUGCACAUUCUGCUGUCAAUGAUAAAACUGGCCUUGAUUCUUCAUGUUUUUUGGUCCUUCAAAGAGACAAUGUAGAUUCAUUGAGUAAAGUUAGAUCAACUACUCGAUUUUACCUCAUGCAGUGUUUAAAGGAACCUGGUGAACAACUGAAAAAAGUACCUAUUAAGGAUGCACUGAACAGCCUACAGAGUUCCAUAGUUGCCAAGGCGUCCGAUGGUUAUGAGACAACAGAAGCUGUCACCUUUUUCCAAUUAUUUCCAUAUGAAAAGAUAAUCUCAGAUUGGAUGUCCAGAGAAAGUGUCCAAUCAGUGGGUGGACCAGAAAAUAUAACAACUUUGAUGGACAGUAAAGUUCAAAGUGUCACUUCUCCAGACAACCCUUCUUGUAACUUGAAGGGAAACAAAACUUCCAAUGUAUCACAGUUAUUAAAUAUAACAACUUUGAUGGACAGUAAGGUUCAAAGUGUCACUUCUCCAGACAACAGUUCUUGUAACUUGAAGGGAAACAAAGCUUCCAAUGUAUCACGGUUAUCUGAUGAAGAUUCUAAAAGCUUGAAUAUCACUGAAAACCAUGCCACAAAUGAAAAUGGUCAUGGGAAAGUGUCGAAAAAGAAGAAACGUAAAUCACAAUCUAUGAAAAUGCAGGUGGAUCACAAUGUUGAAAAACUUGGUUCUCCAGAAAACAUCAACUCACACAGCCUGAAGAAGAACAAAAUUCUCAAUGAAACAGCUCAAUCUCAUGAAAUUUCAAAUACAGUUAUUUGCAGUACAGAUCCUACUGUAAUUGAAAAUGACUAUGGGAAAGGUGCUAAGCCAUAUGGCUCGGAUGCUCCUUCCAAAGAUUCAGAGCCCUCUGCUUUAUUGGGUUCUGGGGAGGUUCCUUUUGUCAAGGAUUCAUUUGUUGUUGCUGAAGAUCAAGUUGUCAGACCUUGUUGCAAGCAACUGGAGCCGUUUCACAAUGUUGGGGGCACAUUAAACAGCUCAGAAAAUGUUACAAGGAAUGAGUUUGGAACAAAAAAACCACCAAUGAUGCCACAAAUUGGAGACAUAAGUGCCAAGCCUUCUGGGGAACUUGGUGUUGAUUUCUCCAAUCAGGAUGAACUUGCAAAAAGUAACCUCUCUGUUCUGCAAUUUGAAGAUCACACAAAGAAGGGUAAUAACUUGACAAUGAUGUUGUCAUCCAAGGAACAUGCUUUAUUGCAGACUGCUGUAAAAGUCCUGCACAAGAAACAUGCAAAACUAGUGCAUGAGCAUCGGCAGUUAUCAUUAAAGCAGCGGCAGGUGGAGGAUGCAAUUUUUCUGUGUGAAAAGCAAAUUCAAACUAUCAUGGCAGGUGGAGAUGAAGCAUCUACUCUGAUCAUUGAAACUGUGAUAGAAGGUUGUGAUGUUGCACCUUCAGAAGAAGAAACCUUGGAAUCUCACCCAAAUCUGGGCACUGCAUCCAUGAUCAGAACUAAGAAUGAAUUUCUAGAUGCUAGUUCUGAAGAAAAAUAUGCAAUUCAGGGCAAUAAAAGGAAAAGGCUGUCAGAGGCAAUUCUUAAUUUAUAUAGCCCAUGCCAGGAUUUGGAUGAGAUUUGCAGGCAAAACAAUUGGGUGUUGCCAACCUAUACUGUCUUCCCAUCCAGAGGUGGUUUUGUGGCAAGUGUGACGGUUAAUUGUUUGGACUUAAAUUGUUCUGGUGAUGGUGAUAUACGGAGCAAGCCACAAGAGGCAAGGGAAUCUGCUGCAACAUGUAUGUUGAAUAAAUUGCGUGACAUGGCGCAUCAUGUGUAGCCUCCUUGAAAAAAUGUACUUUAAAAACCUGGUAGUCUGGUUUCUGUAAAUUGUUUUAAUUUUUAAUAUAUAGAUGUGCUCGUACUUUCAUCCCCUA